Didymosphaeria variabile is the source of this 1137-nucleotide messenger RNA. RefSeq lists its product as uncharacterized. Gene Ontology annotation, molecular function: hexosyltransferase activity. Gene Ontology annotation, biological process: carbohydrate metabolic process. Bases 1 to 1137 code for a protein of 378 amino acids. Lineage: Eukaryota; Fungi; Ascomycota; Dothideomycetes; Pleosporales; Didymosphaeriaceae. The record is from RefSeq and is a predicted model, not a curated record. The transcript has a single exon.
AUGGCUUACAGCCAGAGGCAAUCCCCGCCACCCCCCACUGCAGUUCACCUCCACGAACCCCAACUUGCUUCGCCUGAGGAACGAAACGCACCGCAAUAUGGCUCGUUCUCCAAGCCUUCCGCGACCGACUUUACAGGAUCGCCAGGUGUGCCCAGCAAGAUGCCUAUGCACGUUGCGUACAGUUCCGCGCGAUCAGCCACACCGCCGGCUUCCGACAAUGUCACGGAUGUCGCGGAAGAGAACUCUGCACGACCAUCGCUGCAGAAGUCUGCGACUGAGCGACCACAACCCAUGGGAAAGACAUCGCUGCAAGAGAUAAAGCGCGCGGGAACCGCACAGGAUAUGACACGGCAUAUGCAUAGGCCGAAAACGCUGACCUUCGUUCCAUACGACUCCGAUUCUGACUCCUCGAGCAAUUUCGAUGAAGACGAGACACUUGGAACACGAUUCAGCGCCACAAGGAUGAACAGCCGGAAGACGUCGAACCCGCGACCGUUCUCGAAACUGAAAUUUGGCAAUGACCAUUUCCAUACCAAGGGCAAGGUGUCAAGAAAAGAUGGGCGCGUAAAGCUGUCCAUUAGCGAGACGUUGAAUAGCGGUUAUUUUGCAAAGACGUUGGGUGCAGGGCUGAAGAAGCACUUUGCUGGUGCAGAUGAGCUGCAGAAUGGCACCGACGCACCAACCGCCCAUGCAAAGAUUGCGCCCGAUGAUGACUGCAUGGAAGAUCCCAAACGGCGCGUCCGCCUCAACAUUGUCAUCAUAGUGAUUGGGUCUCGCGGUGACAUUCAGCCCUUCCUGCGGAUAGGAAAGAUCCUAAAAGAGGACUACGGUCAUCGUGUUCGCAUAGCUACCCAUCCUGCUUUCAAGUCCUUCAUUCAGGAUGACUCUGGGUUGGAAUUUUUUUCCAUUGGUGGUAAUCCAUCUGAAUUGAUGGCGUUCAUGGUAAAGAAUCCUGGCCUGAUUCCGAGUUUGGAGACGGUCAGGGAGGGUGAAAUUGGCAGGAGACGAGCUGCCAUGUAUGAGAUGUUUCAGGGCAUGUGGCGGGCUUGCAUAAAUGCUACUGAUGACGAGAAUGAUCAUGCCAACCUGAAAAUGAGUGAGUUGCUGGCAAAGGUCGAUGCUUACAAGAUUUGCUAA